Messenger RNA from Scheffersomyces amazonensis, 1030 nucleotides. It is a transcript of the gene POR1, whose product is annotated as porin. Gene Ontology annotation, cellular component: mitochondrial outer membrane. Gene Ontology annotation, biological process: monoatomic anion transmembrane transport. Gene Ontology annotation, molecular function: voltage-gated monoatomic anion channel activity. The record is from RefSeq and is a predicted model, not a curated record. The transcript has a single exon. Bases 77 to 925 code for a protein of 282 amino acids. NCBI's taxonomy places the organism in Eukaryota, Fungi, Ascomycota, Pichiomycetes, Serinales, Debaryomycetaceae.
CUUUUUCUUUUUAUUUAGUUUUAAAUCUGUAGUAAUAUUACUUUAAUAUACACUAAUCUUCAAAUCCAAUUGUACAAUGGCUCCAGCUGCUUAUUCAGAUAUUCAAAAAUCUGCCAACGAUUUAUUAAACAAGGAUUUUUUCCACUUGGCCACUGCUUCAGUUGAUGUCAAAACUGUUGCUCCAAACGGUGUUGCUUUUACUGUUAAAGGUAAAACUAACAAGGAUGACACUGUUGCUGCCUCUGUUGAAUCUAAAUAUGCUGAUAAGGCUACUGGUUUAACCUUAACUCAAGGUUGGAAUAAUGCUAAUGCUUUAACCACUAAAAUUGAAUUAUCUGAAUUAUUAACUCCAGGUUUAAAGGGUGAAUUAGAUACUUCUGUUGUUCCAAAUGGUGCUAGAAAUGCUAAAUUAAACUUCUUUUACCAACAAUCUGCUUUAAACGCCAGAUUAUUCUUUGAUUUAUUAAAGGGUCCUGUCGCUACUGCUGAUUUAGCUGUUGCUCAUGAUGGUUUUACUGCCGGUGCCGAAUUAGGUUACGACAUUGCUUCCGCUAAAGUUAACAAAUACUCUGUUGGUGUCGGUUACGCUAACACUCAAUACGCUUUAGCUGCCACUGCUACUUCCAACUUAUCAGUUUUCACUGCUGCUUACUACCACAAGGUUUCUCCAUUAGUUGAAGUUGGUGCUAAGACCACUUGGGAUUCUGUUAAAUCAUCAAACGUUAACGUUGAAUUUGCCACCAAAUACGCCUUAGACAAGACCGCUUUCGUCAAGGCCAAGAUUGCUGAUUCUGGUUUAACUGCUUUAGCUUACUCUCAAGAAUUAAGACCUGGUGUUAAAUUAGGUUUAGGUGCUUCUUUCGAUGCUUUGAAAUUAGCUGAACCAGUUCACAAAUUAGGUUUCUCCUUAUCUUUCACUGCUUAAGCAUUGAGUAUUAGUUAGUCUCUAAUCUGAUCUGUUUGAAUAAACUUAUACUGUGUUAUAAAUAUAUUUUAUUUUCAUAUAUAUAAAUAUAUAUAUAUUCAGGAU